GUCCGCGACGAGAGCCUCAACGGAGAGGUUCAGCAUUAGAUCAGCGGUGCCUAGAUUAAAUUAGUGUACCAGCAUAAAUCAAGAUGAUGCGCAGGCAGCAGUCCUAUCGUUUCGAGGACAACGAGUCCACCUCCUACGCCCUAAGGAUGAAUCGUCGCUUUUCGAGAGUGGAGUCCGGGGCGGACCUGAAGGAUUACUUCGAUCGGGGUGACAUUGCCUCGCGGGAGAACCGAUGGAACUUCGAGGUGGCAUGGGAGGUGGCCAACAAGGUGGGCGGCAUUUACACGGUGAUCCGGUCGAAGGCCUACGUCUCCACCGAGGAGAUGGGCGAGCAGCUGUGCAUGAUGGGUCCCUACAAGGAGCAAUGUGCCCGCACCGAGAUGGAGGAGAUGGAGUUCCCCAGGGGAAACCCUCUGCUGGAUGCUGUGAACUCACUGCGAUCGCGGGGCUAUAAGAUCCACACUGGUCGCUGGCUGGUGGAUGGAAAUCCUCAGCUGAUCCUUUUCGAUAUCGGUUCCGCCGCCUGGAAGCUGGAUCAGUUCAAGUCGGAGAUGUGGGAGAAGUGCCAUAUUGGAAUACCUCAUUUGGAUAUCGAGACCAACGAUGCCAUUAUCCUCGGUUUCAUGAUAGCCGAGUUCCUCGAGGAGUUCCGCAAUUUCGCGGUUACCUACUCGCAAAACCACGAGCUGAAUGCCCCGAGGAUCGUGGCUCAUUUCCACGAGUGGCAGGCUGGCGUGGGUCUCAUUGUGCUGCGGACUCGUCUGGUGGAGAUCGCCACUGUUUUCACCACCCAUGCCACAUUGCUGGGUCGCUACUUGUGCGCCGGCAAUACCGAUUUCUACAACAAUCUGGAUAAGUUCGCCGUGGACGAGGAGGCCGGCAAGCGGCAGAUCUACCAUCGCUAUUGCCUCGAGCGAGGCGCCACCCACUUGGCUCACGUGUUCACCACCGUCUCGGAGAUUACGGGCUACGAGGCGGAGCAUCUGCUCAAGCGCAAGCCGGACAUCAUCACGCCGAACGGUCUAAAUGUCAAGAAGUUCUCGGCCAUCCACGAGUUCCAGAACUUGCACGCUGUUGCCAAGGAGAAGAUCAACGAAUUCGUGCGGGGACAUUUCUACGGACACAUUGACUUUGAUCUGGACAAGACCCUGUACUUCUUCAUCGCCGGUCGCUAUGAGUUCGGCAAUAAGGGAGCUGACAUCUUCAUCGAGGCUCUGGCUCGUUUGAACGCGAUGCUGAAGCACGAGAAGCCGGACACCACGGUGGUGGCCUUCCUCAUCUUCCCCACCAAGACGAACAACUUCAAUGUGGACUCGCUGCGAGGACAUGCGGUCAUCAAGCAGCUGCGCGAUACGAUCAACAACGUGCAACAGGAGGUGGGCAAGCGGAUGUUCGACACGUGCCUCAGGGGCAACAUACCCAGUGCCGAUGACCUGCUGCAGAAGGAGGAUCUGGUGAAGAUCAAGCGCUGUAUGUUCGCCAUGCAGCGCGAUUCGAUGCCACCGGUCACCACGCACAAUGUGGCCGACGACUGGAACGAUCCGGUGCUGUCCUCCAUUCGUCGCUGUCAUCUGUUCAACUCGCGACACGAUCGCGUUAAGAUGGUCUUCCAUCCGGAGUUCCUGACGUCCACGAACCCACUGUUCGGCAUCGACUACGAGGAGUUCGUGCGCGGCUGCCACUUGGGUGUCUUCCCCUCGUACUACGAACCCUGGGGCUACACACCCGCCGAGUGCACGGUGAUGGGCAUUCCCAGCGUGACCACCAAUCUGUCCGGCUUCGGUUGCUUCAUGGAGGAGCACAUCAGCGACCCCAAGUCCUACGGCAUCUACAUCGUGGAUCGCCGCUACAUCGGUCUGGAGAACAGUGUCCAGCAGUUGUCCAGCUUCAUGAUGGAGUUCUCCAAGCUCAACCGCCGACAGCGCAUCAUCCAGCGUAAUCGCACGGAGCGAUUGAGCGAUCUGCUCGACUGGCGCACCCUCGGCAUUUACUAUAGACAGGCCAGGGUUAAGGCCUUGCAGGCUGUUUACCCAGACUAUGUGGACGAGCUGACUCUCUACGGUUCGCGCAACAACUUGAUCUUCUCGCGACCACAAAGCGAACCGCCAAGUCCUACCUCAUCGCGUCACACCACACCAGCUCCAUCGGUGCAUGGAUCUGAUGACGAGGACUCUGUGGACGAAGAAACCGAACUCAAGGAACUGGGCAUCAAAUAAAGCCCUAUGCCAAAAUGACGGCCUUUAAAAUUGUAGCGGACAAACCAACUAAAAUCAACACACGCGCAAUAUUACCAUAAGUUCUAUUAGUCUUGUUCCACCAUUGUUCAUCGAAAGAAGGGAGCGAGGGGCAGUGGAGACGAUCCCCGAGCCUCGCUCGAAAGCCUAGAAACUAUCUACCUGCUAUUCAAAUGCCACAAGAAAUGUUUUCACAUCUAAUCAAAUUAUUAACAUUAUGUAUGUCUAGAUCGCAAGCGAAAGCAUUCGAGCAGGACGAAUCCAGAUUUUAUUAAACGUUGUUUAGUCUUUAAGGAGAACGAGGUCUCCCCGCCCCGUCACCCUGCUCCAUAGCCUGCCUAUCAAAUAAAUCGUUAUUUAAAGUACA
Molecule: messenger RNA, 2601 nt
Organism: Drosophila ficusphila
Lineage: Eukaryota; Metazoa; Arthropoda; Insecta; Diptera; Drosophilidae
Gene: GlyS
Product: glycogen [starch] synthase
Exons: 5
Coding region: 84-2216 (710 amino acids)
Biological process (GO): glycogen biosynthetic process
Cellular component (GO): cytoplasm
Molecular function (GO): alpha-1,4-glucan glucosyltransferase (UDP-glucose donor) activity
Source: RefSeq, a predicted model, not a curated record